AUGACUUUCAGCUCGCAGGCUCUUCAACAAAUAAAUUCUUCAUCAGUGUCCACCUACAGUCCGACGAGCACACCUCAGCCGCAAAUAUCUGAAUCCUCAGCAGAUGAAUCUCGAACAACCAGUAGUAGACAGUCUCCUCAACCCUCUUCCACCAGUGCAAACGCGCAAGGAAAACCUCCGUACUCGUAUGUAGCGCUAAUCACGAUGGCAAUUCAAAACUCAAAUGCGAAACGGGCCACCCUAUCAGAAAUAUAUACGUACAUCACUGCAAAGUUUCCUUAUUUCGAACGCAAUAAAAAAGGCUGGCAAAAUUCCAUCCGUCACAAUUUGUCCUUAAACGAAUGCUUCGUUAAAGUUCCGCGUGAAGGUGGAGGCGAACGUAAAGGGAACUACUGGACGUUGGAUCCCCAAUGCGAAGAUAUGUUCGAAAAUGGAAAUUAUCGCCGACGUAGACGAAUGAAACGCCCCUACAGAUCCGCUCAACCGUACGCAAAGGCGUUCUUUGGCGAUCCUUUGGGUCAGCACGGGUUGCCACUGGCGCGUAAUAUAUUCACACCACCAACUUAUCCUCCGCCGUACUCGCGGUACGAUACCGCAUCGUGGCUCGGACAGUCUCAGAUAGCCUACUCAAGCUGUUCCACUCCGUCGUACACGCAGCAAGGAUACCCUUCCCCCGCAUUUAGUGCUUGUGGUGUUCGCCAAGACAGUUCCCGUUAUCCGUCUUACUGGCCGCCCGAUAGUGAGUACUCUGGUCCCCACACCUCGCCUCCCGCUGAUCCCCAGCUACUUUUACAGUGGUGACAAUCAAAGAAGAACCAACUAGUCCUACAUUUCCCAAGUGUUUCAUGUGAGUCGCUAUCUUCCUGCUCCCAAACACCUUCACGCAGGACUAUGCAUUCAACUGCGACCUGGCAGUGAUACACGAAGAACUUUUUUAUAUAUGUUGAUUAAUGUCGUCCGUCCAAGUUUUCUUAACUGUUCUUUGUUUAUCCUUAUAAUUCAUUCUCUACGCGAACGCACUGAUGUCGCUAGAUAACACUAUUUUAAUGUAUAUUACUUUCGUUAUCAUUUACACUAUUACUUUUAAUUGUUUCUGUUAGAAGAAGAAUUUUAAAGACACCUGUAGAUACGCUUUCAUCAGUAUUUGAUUAGAAAUAUAAUUACAUGUUACCUGUCCUUAGAUUUGUAUUUUUAACUUCUUUCAUUAAAGCAUGUACCUAAAAACUGUUUUUAUUUUAUUU
Molecule: messenger RNA, 1241 nt
Organism: Photinus pyralis (common eastern firefly)
Lineage: Eukaryota; Metazoa; Arthropoda; Insecta; Coleoptera; Lampyridae
Product: forkhead box protein L2-like
Exons: 3
Coding region: 1-801 (266 amino acids)
Biological process (GO): anatomical structure morphogenesis; regulation of transcription by RNA polymerase II; cell differentiation
Molecular function (GO): RNA polymerase II cis-regulatory region sequence-specific DNA binding; DNA-binding transcription factor activity, RNA polymerase II-specific
Source: RefSeq, a predicted model, not a curated record